Drosophila simulans is the source of this 1299-nucleotide messenger RNA. RefSeq lists its product as uncharacterized. The coding region runs from base 1 to 1299 and encodes 432 amino acids. The transcript is spliced from 2 exons. NCBI's taxonomy places the organism in Eukaryota, Metazoa, Arthropoda, Insecta, Diptera, Drosophilidae. The record is from RefSeq and is a predicted model, not a curated record.
AUGGUCAAUGUGAUUGCCACUCAAGUAGAGAAAUAUCAAAUGUAUCAAAUGAUUAUUCUUGAAGCUAAGGAACAUUCGAUGUCAAAUAGGCUAACGAUACGACUCCUUGAUCCUUUUCCGAGUGUACAUUUUGAUAAAAUCGAUGAUAUUUUAGGCCUUAAAGGACCCAUAUUUUAUACCCCCGAGACAAACUUCAAAGGCAAAGUCAUCAAUCUGCUGCCCGAUUGGGACUCAGCCCUAAAAAUCAACGUCACUGUGUCAUCAGGUAUGUCUAUACCCAUUGUUCGAAAUCGUGACUACGGCGUCAUCGAGUUUGCCUUGAAGUACAAUUUGAGCCUUAGAGUUUUGAAUGCCUCGUAUAAGUUGACAGUUGCAACAUCUGUGGUCCCCGACAUCCAGUUGAAAAGUCAAGUUCACACUAACAUGGAUAAUUUGAAGAAUUGGAAUCCCCACGACAUAUCGUCGCUAAUGGUUGCUGUUCCCUGUGGCAAAGAGCUGAGAAUCGAGGAAGUCUUUAAACAACUGGAUGUGCACUCUUGGCUGGUAUACAUUUUCAUUGUCUAUGGAAUAUUUGUGGUGGCAGAGGCCUCUAUUCUCGCAAUAACCCAUAGAAUGACCGGCAGAGCAUACAGGUUCACCAGUCUCAUUCCUUUCCUGAAUCUCCGCGCAUUUCGGGCAAUUUUGGGCAUGUCGUUCCCAAUCAGCCGAAGAUCAAGCCUAUCACUUCGUCAGCUUUUCCUGGCCAUAAACGUUUUUGGAUUGAUCUUCAGCAGUUUCUUCAGCUGCAAGUUGAGUGCCCUCCUCAUGAAGUACUCCGAUCAGCCACACGUUAAGAACUUCGAGGAUCUACGUGACAGUGGGCUGCCCGUGAUCGUGGGACCCACCAUGGAUCCUUUUCUAAAAAGUGAAGCUGGUUCCGAUUUCGUUAAGAACCACUUGAUAAACCUCAAGUAUGUUAGUCAGUGGGAUCGCGUUCAAAUGUUGCUGAAAGCAAACACCAGCAACGCAUACCUUCUGUACUCAGAGGACUGGAAUAUCUUAGAUAACUUUUGGAAGUUCUAUGGCCACAAAAUGUUAUGCAAGUCCGAACAUUUGACUAUCAUACAAGCCUUGCCCAUCACCUAUAUCCUCAAGAAUAACUCUAUGCUGGAUAGAAGCCUAUUCAGGUUUAUGAUGCGACUGCAGGAGUACGGCUUUGUGGGUCAUUGGAUAAAACAAUCACCGUACCCGCUUAGAAAGUUCGUCAUUUCCAAUGGCUAUGGUGUGUUCUUGGAUGUGGCUAUGGAUUUGCAAUCAUAG